AUGGAAGAGGAGCCGGGAGCCGAGAGUGAGGGCGAGGCAUUAAUGUCAGCCGGCAAAUAUAGCUCCAGGGGGCUGAGGAGGCCUGGAGCUACAGAGGCCCCUGGAGGAGGGAGUGAUGGGGCCGUGCCAGUGUCUCAGCACUCUCUACAGAGCACUCCUGACAGAGCACUCCCGACAGAGCACUCCCGACAGAGCACUCCCGACAGAGCACUCCUGACAGAGCACUCUCUACAGAGCACUCUCUACAGAGCACUCUCUACAGAGCACUCCCGACAGAGCACUCCCGACAGAGCACUCCCGACAGAGCACUCUCUACAGAGCACUCCUGACAGAGCACUCUCGACAGAGCACUCUCUACAGAGCACUCCCGACAGAGCACUCCAGACAGAGCACUCCCGACAGAGCACUCCCGACAGAGCACUCUCGACAGAGCACUCUCGACAGAGCACUCCUGACAGAGCACUCCCGACAGAGCACUCCUGA
Molecule: messenger RNA, 483 nt
Organism: Knipowitschia caucasica
Lineage: Eukaryota; Metazoa; Chordata; Actinopteri; Gobiiformes; Gobiidae
Source: the annotation of a GenBank genome assembly